Molecule: messenger RNA, 2401 nt
Organism: Eriocheir sinensis (Chinese mitten crab)
Lineage: Eukaryota; Metazoa; Arthropoda; Malacostraca; Decapoda; Varunidae
Gene: lost
Product: methenyltetrahydrofolate synthase domain-containing protein-like
Cellular component (GO): cytoplasm
Molecular function (GO): RNA binding
Source: RefSeq, a predicted model, not a curated record
CCCCACUAUGUCAGCUGUAUAAAGAAGAAGAAGAAGAAGAAGAAGAAGAGGAAGAAGAGGAAUAGAAGAAGAUAGGAAGAAGAGAAGAAGAGAGCAAAGAAGAAGAAGAGGAAGAUGUGAUUGGAAGAGUUUUAGGAAGAGACAAACAGGAAGAUAUUGGAGGAAGAGGAGGAGGAGGAAGAGGAAGAGGAGGAAGAAGAGAAAGACAAAGAAGAAGAUUUGAAGAAACCGAGGCAAAUACCAACACACACACACACACACACACACGCACACACACACGCGCACACACGCCCAAACACGUCUCAACAUGUUUCGAUCGAAGGAAGGAAUUGAGAUCGCUGAUAUCCCGACCCUCACCAAGCAGUAUGUACGAGAGAAAGUCUGGAGCUACAUUGAGGAGAAUGAUUUGGCGGACUUUCCGAGACCUGUCAACAACCGGAUCCCAAACUUUAAGGGUGCGAGCGGGGCCGGCCAGCGAGUGUGUGAUCUUGAUUGUUUCCACGAGGCUCAUACCAUCAAGGUCAACCCAGACAAGCCCCAGGAGGAAGUGAGGUUCCAUACGCUUGAGGCCGGGAAAACACUUCUGGUACCCACCCCAAGACUCCGCAGCGGACUAUUCAACCGUCUGGAAUGUCCGAUCGGGGAGGGGAAAGACACCCUGCGCACGAUGGCCCAGACGGAGGGGAUGAAGAAGCACUCGGUUGCGGUCGGCCUAGAAAUGGGUGUGAAAGUAGACCUCAUAGUGCUGGGGUCCGUGGCAGUGUCCUUGACGGGGCGCAGGAUAGGGAAGGGGGAGGGCUUCGCGGAUAUGGAGUAUGGAAUGAUGCGGUCCGUGGGUGCGGCCUCGGAGGACACGCCCGUGGUGACGACGGUUCAUGAUUGCCAGGUAUUCGAUGACCUACCUGCGGAACUGUUUGGGCCACACGACCUUCCUGUGGACUACAUUGUGACUCCCACUGAGGUCAUCGCUGUCAACCAUGACCUGCCCAAGCCUGCCGGGAUAUACUGGGACCUGCUGACCCCAGAGAAGUUCCGACAGGUGCCCAUCCUGAGGGUACUUUACGAGCAGGAAGCAGAACAGGGCAAGGACGUCACCCUGGCCGGAGGGGUUGACCUGCCCCCCCCAGAGGAGCUCCGAGGGGGGGGCCGGGGCAGGGGUCGGGGCGGGGGGCGGGGCAGGGGUGGAGGGGGCCGGGGGAGGGGGGCGGGGGGCAGGGGGGGCGGGGGCGGGGGGCGGACCAGGUACGGCUCGGAGGGAGAAGACGCAAAAAGCGGACAGAAAACUAUACAGGUCCCCCCACAGGUCACCAUCAACGUCAGCAAAAAGAAUCGGAUUGUCCGUCGAACCGUCGAGGCAACACACGAACUUGACCGCCUGGGUUCCGCCGAUCUGGAGGACGAGACUGGCGGUCGGGGGUGGCGGGGCGGCAGAGGGAGGUAUGCCCCCAGCGCCCCUAAACAGCGGAUCCCGGUCACCUUCGCGAUCUUCCUCGGCAAAGUACCACCAGCCUGUCGGGUCCGUGAGCUCAAAGACGCCCUCCAGACCCGUGACAUCCGCCCCGCCGACAUAACCUGGCGCGGACGGAACGGUUUUGCCUUCCUGCGAUUCACCGGCCCUGUGGAAGAGUGCGAUGACGUCCUGGGGAAGCUGAGUGGACUGACCCUUCAAGACCAGCCCGUUGUGGUGGAGCGGGCUAAGGAUCGACCCCCUGGAGCAUCUAUGGGGGAGGAGUACUACUACGAAGACGGGGCUGAGCUCGACGACACCUCCCACCACGGCUACUCCUAUGGACCCCCGCCCCCCCGCCGCAAGCCCCCCCACCCCCCCAAGAAGCCCCGCCCCCCCAUCACCUUCGCGGUCUUCUUGGGAAAGGUGCCGCCGACUUGCAGGGUCCGGGAGCUCAAGGAGGCACUCAUGACCCGCCAGAUCCAACCGGCGGACAUUACGUGGCGUGGAAGAAGUGGAUUUGCCUUCCUCCGCUUCACCAAUCCUGUGGCAGAGUGCGAAGGCGUCCUCUCCACCCUUGAGGGACUGUCGCUUCAGGGGCAAGAGGUGGUGGUGGAGCGGGCCAAGGAUAGGGUGGAGGAGGAGGAGGAGGUGGAGGUGGAGGUGGAGGUGGAGGAGGAGGGGGUGGUGCUGAGUGGAGAUGAGCGGAGUGGACAUGGAAGUGGACAGGUGAAUGGAGGGGAUUGAGCGAGCGAGAGAGAGAGAGAGAGAGAGAGAGAGAGAGAGAGAGGGAGAGGGAGGGGGGGAUUGAGUGAGAGAGAAAAAUAAAGAAAUUGACAGAGAGAGAGAGAGAGAGAGAGAGAGAGAGAGAGAGAGAGAGAGAGAGAGAGAGAGAGAGAGAGAGAGAGAGAGAGAGAGAGAGAGAGAGAGAGAGAGAGAGAGAGAGAGAGAGAU